Molecule: messenger RNA, 936 nt
Organism: Adineta steineri
Lineage: Eukaryota; Metazoa; Rotifera; Eurotatoria; Adinetida; Adinetidae
Source: the annotation of a GenBank genome assembly
AUGGAUAUCAUUGCUAGUACAGAUGUUGGUGGAAUUGUUUUUGUAUUAGUUGGUUACGGAAGUGGAAAUUUCAGAACAACAAUGAAGUUUUCAAUUGAUUAUUAUCUGAAUCGGAUGAUUGUCGCUGAUAUCAAUAACGAUAAACACCUAGAUAUUAUCACCGGCAGCUCUGAUAAGUGCAUAAGUAUACUACAUGGUUAUGGCAAUGGAAGUUUCGCACCGCCGAUAAGUUUUCCAAUUAGCGGUGUUUCAUAUGGAGUGGCUGCCGCUCAUAUCAAUGGUGAUAACUAUAUGGAUAUCAUCGUAUUAGCUACUUCCGUUUGUAACGUGUUCCUAAGCUAUGGCAACGGAAGCUUUACAUUGGAAAUGCCUUUGGAGACUAAAGCGCAUUCAUUUGGACUAGCUGUCGAUGAUUUUAACGGUGAUAACCAUAUUGAUGUUGCUGUAACUUCGAUCGGGGAUAAUGUUGUGAAUGUUUUUCUCGGAUACGGGAAUGGAACUUUUCGAACACCAAUUUCCUCGUCAACCGGUACUGCCCCAUCCGCAAUUGCUGCCGGAGAUUUCAACGGCGAUCAAAAGAUGGAUCUCGCAAUUGCUAGCUGUGUAACUGACAACGUGUACGUCUUACACGGAUUUGGUGAUGGCAGUUUUAGUGAACAGAUGACUUAUUCGACUCCAUCGUGUCCGGAAUUCAUAGCUAUCGAUGAUAUCAAUAAUGACAGCUACUUGGAUCUUGUUAUCGCUAACAGAGAUAAUAAUACUUUCAGUAUAUUUUUGGGGCAUGGUAAUGGAACUUUUGGAACACAAAUGACUUUUCCCACUGGUAGCGGACCGGACACUCUUACUGUUGGUGAUUUCAAUCGUGAUGAUCGACUCGAUGUAGCCGCUGCCGGCUAUAGCAGUGGAACUAUCGAUAUUUCUCUCAACAUAUGUUAA